Molecule: messenger RNA, 1246 nt
Organism: Protopterus annectens (West African lungfish)
Lineage: Eukaryota; Metazoa; Chordata; Ceratodontiformes; Protopteridae
Product: pleckstrin homology domain-containing family F member 1-like
Exons: 2
Coding region: 223-1050 (275 amino acids)
Molecular function (GO): metal ion binding; phosphatidylinositol binding
Source: RefSeq, a predicted model, not a curated record
AUAAAGUUUUUGUUGCUUACGUAGGUCUCCUCAUCAGGGUUUCAACAUCUAUAUAAGGAAAGCAGGAUUAACACCUACACAGAAUUACAGAGAAAAAAAGGAAUAUAACUUUGUUUGAAUGCAUUUGUUUCAACGUAAGUUUAGUUGCAUAGUUCUGUCGAAUACAAUAAAAGGCUCUCUGAAAAAUAGUGUUGUGGGAGACAAAAAAAUCAGGGGCAAGCAAUGAGGGACUUGGAAGAGAUAGCAUUUUCUAAAGCCAAUGUUCAACGUAUUGCCAUGGUUGAAAAUUUCUUUGGAGGGUGUGGCCAACCACUUGCUAAAGAUGGACGUAUACUUGUUGGUGAAGGAAUACUGAGAAAAGAAUGCAGAAAAACAAUAAAAAUCAGAAUGUUCUUUCUGUUCAGUGACAUCCUGGUGUAUGGAAAGAUUUUGAUUAUGAAUAGGAAGUACAUUAGUCAGCAUAUUAUUCCUCUGUCAGGUAUCACUGUGGAAUCCCUACCAGAUAUGGAAAAAAUCCAGAAUCGUUGGAUGAUCAAGUCUGAGAAAAAAUCGUUUGUAGUAUCCACAGGAACUCUUAAGGAGAAGAAGGAGUGGAUACGUCAUAUUGAGGACUGUGUAAAGGAUGAAGCAAUGAAGACUGGUAGAAUAUCAACUGUAGAGCUCGCUGCGCCUUGGAUACCUGACAGUGCCUCUGAUAUCUGCAUGCGAUGUACAAAAAUUAAAUUCAGUUUUAUACAGAGAAGACAUCACUGCAGAAAAUGUGGGUUUGUGGUAUGUGGUGACUGCAGUAACCAAAAGUUAAUGAUACCCACAAUAUCUAAAGAGCCUCAGAAAGUGUGCUUGUUGUGUUAUAACAUAGUGAUUUCCAAAGAAUGGAAACAGCAGCAGGAGCAAAAGUCACAUGUAAAGCAUAUUGGAUCUUUUUUUCCAGGAUACAAAACAUUUAAUUGCAUUGAUGACAAUGAUAAACCUACCAAUAACACGUUUGUUCAAUCAGCAAUUCAAGAGGAUUAUUCAUCGUUUAGCUUGCACUCCUCCUUCCACAGUUAAAUUUCUUGAAAACUAUCCUGUAAAAUUUGUUACAGUUGUGUAUCUAAAGGCUAAACACCAACUUUAAUGACAAUUUUUCACACACAGACCAGUAUAUAUUAUCACAAUAUUAAGGUAUACAAUGGUGAAGCAUUAAUUGUGUUUAUGUCUCUGAAGAAAUUGUUUAAAAUAAAACAGUAUGUGCUGUUGAACUUUA